AGCUUUGAAACUACUACGUUUUUGUCAUAUCUACGACUAUGGAAAAUUAAGAAUUCUUGCAUUCUUAUUAAUAUAUUGAUAUCUGUGUUAAUUUUGAAUAAAAUACAUACUCAAAAUGCAACUACGUUUAGCCCUACACUCAUUAAGAAGAUCAUGGCAUAGUGCGCCUAGGAGACUAUAUGCCACAGAAAUAUCGGCAAACGAGAUUGGCGGCGGAACUGGAAUCGGAAAUAUAACAGGUGCUUUACGUAAAAAUGUCGAUGGGCUUUACACUGUCAAUCAGCCUUCUACAGAUAUUGUUACAAAAUUGCCACCAUUAACACAUCCUCUACCAAAUCUAGCCAAUGUGGAGUAUGCAAAACCAUUGGAGGAGAGUAGUGCGACCAAAGUGACUGUUCUGCCGAACGGAUUGCGUGUUGCCUCGGAACCUCGUUUUGGCCAAUUUUGUACCGUCGGAUUGGUUAUUGAUUCCGGUCCUCGAUACGAGGUUGCAUAUCCAAGUGGUGUUUCGCACUUUCUGGAGAAGCUUGCUUUUAACUCAACUACAAAUUUUCCAAAUAAAGAUGCGAUUUUAAAAGAACUGGAAAAAAAUGGAGGAAUUUGCGAUUGUCAGAGUUCUCGUGAUACAUUGAUAUACGCUGCUAGCAUCGAUAGCCGGGCUAUAGAAUCAGUAACGCGCUUACUGGCGGAUGUUACGCUAAGGCCUACUCUACAGGAAGAGGAAGUUUGUUUGGCUCGUCGCGCUAUUCAAUUUGAAUUGGAGACAUUGGGCAUGCGUCCCGAGCAGGAGCCAAUUUUAAUGGAUAUGAUUCACGCAGCAGCUUAUCGAGAAAAUACUCUAGGACUGCCAAAGUUGUGUCCGGCACAAAAUUUGGAUUCAAUAAAUCGUGAUGUUUUAAUGAAUUAUCUAAAAUAUCAUCAUUCUCCAGAUCGAAUGGUCAUCGCAGGCGUUGGGGUUAAUCAUGAUGAGUUAUUGCAGCACGUAGAAAAUUAUUUUGUCAAAGAUUCUGCUAUUUGGGAUACUGAGAGAAUCAGACUUACGGGAGCACAGGCAGUAGAUACGUCGGUGGCCCAAUAUACGGGAGGACAACGCAAAGAGGAGUGUGAAAUACCAAUAUAUGCAGCUGCAGGUUUACCUGAACUUGCUCAUGUCGUAAUCGGUUUGGAGGGAUGUUCCCACCAAGAUCCGGACUUUGUUGCUUUGUGUGUCCUCAAUAUAAUGAUGGGAGGAGGAGGGUCAUUUUCCGCUGGCGGUCCUGGAAAAGGCAUGUACUCAAGACUGUACACAAAUGUUCUAAAUCGAUAUCACUGGAUGUAUAGUGCCACAGCUUACAAUCAUGCAUAUGCGGAUACAGGACUAUUUUGCAUACAUGCAAGUGCACCACCUAAUAAUGUACGUGAUAUGGUUGAAGUAAUUACGCGGGAGCUGGUCAAUAUGACUUCAAGCCCAGGAAGAGAAGAACUAAGUCGUUCUAAAAUUCAGCUUCAAUCGAUGCUUCUUAUGAAUCUAGAAUCCAGGCCGGUCGUAUUUGAAGACGUUGGUCGUCAAGUUUUAGCCACAGGACAUCGAAAACGCCCCGAACACUUUAUCGAUGAAAUUGAUAAAAUUACUGCUGCUGAUAUUCAGAGAGUCGCCAAGCGUACCUUAUCGUCCCCGGUUUCUAUGGCUGCUCGAGGUGAUAUCGCUAGCUUACCGGACAUUAAAGAAGUUCAAAAUGCUUUACAUUACGACGGUCGUUUAUCAAGUCGCAGGCUAUCACUAUUCAAAUAACAAGCGUAACAAAAACUGACACUUUCAAAAAGUGUUGUCGUGUUAAACAAUAUACCGCCAUUUUCAAGUGAUUUCAGAUAAUUCGAUAGAUAAUAAACGCAGUGUAGAGUUCAAAAUGAA
Molecule: messenger RNA, 1891 nt
Organism: Stomoxys calcitrans (stable fly)
Lineage: Eukaryota; Metazoa; Arthropoda; Insecta; Diptera; Muscidae
Product: mitochondrial-processing peptidase subunit alpha
Exons: 5
Coding region: 116-1771 (551 amino acids)
Cellular component (GO): mitochondrion
Molecular function (GO): metal ion binding; metalloendopeptidase activity
Source: RefSeq, a predicted model, not a curated record